UUUCGAAACAAUCUCUCUGCCUGGCGGAGAAUUUUCCUUGAAUUGGGACACUGCACCCUACGGUGGCAUUAAAUAAUACAACGAGCAUGACGAGUUGAAGUUAGGAGUUGUGUGGAAAAAAAGAAUUUCACACAGCAAAUGAGCCCGAUUUUGACGAAAAAUGCGGCAUUUGUCAUGAAAUCCACGAGCCUAAAUGAUUAAGUAUUUCAUUUUAUUGGCUAUUUCCUGAAAGUAAAGCAUCUCAGCUUCGUGCUCAUGCAAUGAACUAAGAAAUAUUGUGAAAAUUAUGUGUACCAUAACGAAGGAUGUCGAAAAGUCAAUUUUUUUGGUAUUUUUUCCAUUGAUGUGCAGUGGGAAGUAAACUCUCACAGGCUUAGUUCCCCCAAGGAAACACGUUUUUUUUUCCUAUGAAUAUCUCUCCCAUUAUACCAAAAGGGUUCCACUGUUAUUUUUAUCAUGCAAGAAAUAAGGUAAACAUGCAAAUAUCUGUACUUUCUGUAGCCUUCAAUUAAUACAAAGUGAAUGGAGGGUUGCCCCAUUGCCCAGAUGUGAAUAAGGACAUAAAUGGAAUGAAACAAUUAACCUCCGACCAGACAGGGUAAUCUUUUAGUUGUCAUCAUGGCAGAGAGUGGCAAUCAUGGAGGUCGAGAAGAACUUAUGGCAGAACUGAAAAGACUGGACAUUGAGACAGAAAUAGUGGAACACCCAGAGGUGUUUACAGUUGAAGCCAUGAUGCCUCACCUCCAAGACAUCAGUGGAGUAGUUGGCAAAAAUCUCUUCCUGAAGGACAAGAAGAAGGGACUGUGGCUGCUGACCGCUCGGCACAACCGUGUGGUCAACUUGGCUAAGCUGGCCAAGACAGUGGGGGCACCUGGCGGGUUGCGCUUGGCCGACGAGAGCGUCCUGCAGGAGAAGCUGGGUGUAACGCAGGGCUGUGUGACGCCCUUUGCAUUGUUCAACGACAGGGGCAAAGAGGUUAAGUUCCUACUGGACAGAGAUUUGACAGACAAGGGCCACCCAAGGGUGAACUUUCACCCCAUGACCAAUGUGGCAACCUUGGGAAUGGCCCCAGAUGACUUUCUGAAAUUUGUGAGGGAGACGGGCCACGAGCCCAUCCUGGUCAACUUUGAUGCGUUGGAGUGAACUUGGGUAUUCUGUCAAGUAGCAGCAACUGAUUGGAUUGUGGAAUGCAGUGCAUGAAUAUCAAGCCAAAAACGUGGAAGAACAAAAGGAGCAUGAUCAAUCAUUAUCAGCUUUUAAUCAGACAUAUACAUGUAGCAGGGCUUCAUGAGGAAACAUCAAAUGUCAGAAGCACAAAAACCAGAGUAAAACACCAUCAGCAGUUUGCUUCAAGGACUUGUGCCUUUACAUUUCCUCAGAAAAUUUCUUAAAUCUGCUUUUGGUCAGUGAGACAAAUACCAGAAUUGUUCGGAAAAUGUCCGAUGACUGAGCAUAGCUUCACACUCUUCAGUGACACAGAAUAAGCCAAAGCCACAAUUGAAUUAUUUUAAGUGUUCCAGUUUAUUUUCAUUUUUUUUGAGUUUGUUUUUAAUUUUGGAUGUUGCUUUAGUGUUUUAGUGUAAUCUGAUGAGAUGUGCUUAGAAACAUUUUAAAAUUGUCCAGAUUAAGACUACAAUCUUCUAACAGUUUUUCAUCCCUCCAAAAAUACUGCAUUUCCUUAAAUGUACAUGUACAAAUAUGUACAUGUACGCUGCUCAAUUUUUCCAAGGUUUCAAACAAGUCUUUUUGUCAUAAAGGAGUAUGUAAUGGUAAUGUUGAGUUCUUA
Molecule: messenger RNA, 1786 nt
Organism: Acanthaster planci (crown-of-thorns starfish)
Lineage: Eukaryota; Metazoa; Echinodermata; Asteroidea; Valvatida; Acanthasteridae
Product: prolyl-tRNA synthetase associated domain-containing protein 1-like
Molecular function (GO): aminoacyl-tRNA deacylase activity
Source: RefSeq, a predicted model, not a curated record